Ahaetulla prasina is the source of this 5967-nucleotide messenger RNA. RefSeq names its product CDP-diacylglycerol synthase 1 (gene CDS1). NCBI's taxonomy places the organism in Eukaryota, Metazoa, Chordata, Lepidosauria, Squamata, Colubridae. Gene Ontology annotation, cellular component: endoplasmic reticulum membrane. Gene Ontology annotation, molecular function: phosphatidate cytidylyltransferase activity. Bases 1340 to 2683 code for a protein of 447 amino acids. The record is from RefSeq and is a predicted model, not a curated record. The transcript has 13 exons.
CGCGCGACGGGCCGAACGGCCGAACGCCAGAAGCGGGAGGUUGCUUAGCAGAGGCAGGCAGGCACGCGCGCGUGUAUGUGUGUUUGUGCGCGCGCAGGCAACCGUCUCUUCGCGCUCGCGCUCGCUCCGGCUUUUUUUUCCCCCCCCCUUUCUUUUCUCCCCCGCUCCCCCCGCAGGGGACGGAGGGAGGCGGGAAAGGUCUCACCGGGGAAGGCUCGUCGCUGGAGGGCCUCCCCCCUCGCCAAACCUCCAAAUCUGGGGGCCGCAGGCGGAGGGAAGAAAGCCGAGGGGCUUCGGCUGUCCCGCCUUCCGAGAGGCCUUUUUUGAGGGGCGCUUCUUGUGGAAAAGAGAGCAUGGGGAGGAGGUGCUGGGGACGACGACGGGGGGACGACGGCAGGCUCGCGUUUCGUAUCUGUGGGGUUUUAUGAGGAGUAGGGUGUGUGUCUGUGGGGAGAAGAAGGUAGAUGAACUUUACCUAGAGGGUGUGGGAGUGAGGUGUGUGUUUGUGUGAGGAAGGAGUCCUGCCGCCUGCCCGGAAAAGCAGCUCAGAGGGUCAGUUUUCUCGGAGACAGCCACCCCCCCCCAUUUCUUCCGAAGUAAAAAAAAAAAAAAGGCCACCUCUUGGUUUUCCCAUCCUAAUUUUCGGGGAGAAAAAAAAAAGAUUGGAAGAUUGGAUUGGUUUCGAUAUUCUGGACUGGAGUGGCUCCCCCGUAAGUUCCUGCAAUUAAAAAGAACUCUGUGGAAGAAAGGCUUUUUUUUUUUUUUUGAAUGGGCAAGGAAGGUGACAUGGAUUCAUUUAAAAAGAAAUAAUCUUUUUUUCCUGAGCCUUCCCUGUGGGAAAAAGCAGUCAGCCUUCCUCUUUUCCCGUGAAGGGAUUAGGCAAAAAAAAACAUCAAAAAAACAAACAAACCAAAACCUCGGGAUGGGGAAUUGAAUGAAGGAGGAUUUUUUUUCUCUCCUCCGAUUUGAGGGACCCACCCCCUCCUACUUGGACGUGGAAAACGGGAAAGGAGACAGACCUUCAGGACACCUUCCAAAAUGCUGCCUCUUAAGGCUUAGUCUGCAAAAAAAAAAAGAGAGAGAGAGAGAGACUGACUCCCAACUCCUGUUCUUUUGCAGCAGAGAAGUGAUUUCAGGUGCUCUGUUCCAUAGGGAGGAAAUAGGAUUUUUUUCUUCGUCUUCUUCAUUGCCGACAGGUUCUUUCCUAGGUGGCAUCCGGGAUAUAAAAAAUGUACUAGAGGCCUAACCUUUGGAAUAAAAUCUGACAUAGCGCUUCAGAAGGGGUUGACACCCUUGCACAUCUUCUGAUUGCUUCCUUGUGUCCUGGCUGCUGCUUUUCAUGUCUUCCGAGAUGUCAGAGCUCAGGAGGCGAGGAGCUGCUGGAGAUCAUGAAAGAGAAAGUGCGGGUGACAAGGAUAUAGAUGAAGAUGAAAAAUUUGGUGAACUGGACCUCAGAAAUGAUUCAGAAGUUCCUGAAGUUGUCCCAGCAACAGACAGCACUCCAGAAAUUUUUAAAAAGGCUCUUUCUGGCUUAUCUUCCAGAUGGAAGAACUGGUGGAUUCGUGGAAUUUUAACUUUAGCAAUGAUUUCAGGUUUCUCCCUCAUUAUAUACAUGGGAUCAUUUAUGCUGAUGCUGCUUGUCUUAACGAUUCAAGUCAAGUGCUUUCAUGAAAUCAUCACUAUAGGUUACAGAGUAUAUCGAUCUUACGACCUACCAUGGUUUAGAACAUUAAGCUGGUACUUCUUGUUAUGUGUGAACUAUUUCUUUUAUGGUGAGACUGUAGCAGAUUACUUUGCUACUUUUGUUCAGAGACGAGAACAACUUCAAUUCCUAAUUCGCUACCACCGAUUUAUAUCUUUUACACUUUAUCUGGCAGGAUUUUGUAUGUUUGUAUUGAGUUUGGUGAAGAGACAUUAUCGCUUACAGUUUUAUAUGUUCGCAUGGACUCAUGUCACUUUGCUGAUCACUGUAACUCAGUCUCAUCUUGUCAUCCAAAAUCUGUUUGAAGGCAUGAUCUGGUUUCUUGUUCCAAGCUUAAGUGUGAUUUGCAACGAUAUUGCUGCUUAUAUAUGUGGAUUCUUCUUUGGCAGAACACCAUUAAUUAAGCUCUCUCCCAAAAAGACCUGGGAAGGCUUCAUUGGUGGCUUCUUUAUCACAGUUAUAUUUGGAUUUAUUGUUGCUCAUCUUUUGGCACAGCACCAGUACUUUGUAUGUCCUGUGGAAUACAACAGUGAAACUAACAGGUUUGUCACAGAAUGUGAACCAUCAGAACUUUUCCAGCUAAAGAAGUACUCCUUACCACCAUUGCUUCAAGUUGUUCUGAGAAAGGAAACUGUGACAUUGUACCCAUUCCAGAUGCACAGCUUUGCAUUGUCAACAUUUGCCUCUUUAAUUGGUCCAUUUGGAGGGUUUUUUGCUAGUGGGUUCAAAAGAGCUUUCAAAAUCAAGGAUUUUGCUGAUACUAUUCCUGGCCAUGGUGGAAUAAUGGAUCGUUUUGAUUGUCAAUACUUGAUGGCUACUUUUGUACAUGUCUAUAUUACCAGUUUCAUAAGGGGCCCGAAUCCCAGCAAAUUGCUGAAACAACUGUUGGUACUCCAGCCAGAGGAGCAAUUAAACAUUUAUAAAACUUUGAAAUCGCACCUCAUCGAGAAAGGAUUCCUCCAACCAUCACUGAGAGGCUAGGAGGACGGAAUGAUGGACUACAAAGUGAAGCCCAGCCGGGAAUGCAAUUCUGCUUCGGAGGAGAGAGGUGUGUGGGAAUCAAGCCAGCCUGUGUCCAAAGAUAUGACUGUUUACGGAGAAUACUGUGAACACCCAGGAUGCCAUGCAAGAUUUUAAGUUUUUUUUUUAACAACUGCAUGUUUUUGCAAUAAUUUAUAUUCCUGAAUUAAUGGAAUGAGACUUCUUGCUUUGGUCUUAACUGUUCUGUUCUGAGCAAUGAUGCACAUACUCCUAGUAAAUAAAAGUUAAAGAAACAAUUAGGGUGUGCAGUUUAUAAAAAAAAAAGCCUUUCAUUUAGUGCAAUGAUAUUAAUAUUAAUGACACCAGUUCAGUGAAUGGUAUUCUGUAGGACAGUGUUGGUAUCUCAGUUAUAGAACUUAAGUAACAACCAAAUGGCAAUAGAAGCUGUUUUGCCAUCCCCCCCCCCCCAAGAGCAGGGAAAUUGGCAAAUUUGUAUUUUUUUUUUUAAGUUUCUCAGGUUGACUGUGUUUCUAAUGAAAAAAAACCCAAUAGAUAUGUAUUGGGGAGAGAUGAGUCGAGUGGAAAGAUACAGGCUCUUAGGGUAUCUUCUCUGUGGGACUGGAAGCGAAGAUUGGAUGCCCCUUAACAGAAUCAUAGGGAUCUAGUUACAUGAGGGGUGGCCUGCAUUUUCCCAAGCAAGUUCCAUUCAGAGCUUUUGAGCGGGCGCCAAGAAACGUGCCUCCAAAUGUUCAGAUGUGUUAAGUUUAAUUGUUCUGUGUCUUUUAUGGUAAGUGCAAUAGAAGUGCUCUCUUGGCAAUUUCAGGAAGUACAGAGGCUGGAUUCAGUGUGGUUUUUUGCCUUUGUGGGAGGAUUUGUGUCUCCACCAUCCUAACCGGGAAGAUCUUGGCCAAUCACAUUGGAGUCUUCAAGCCCGCCUCACCUGCUCUGUCUGAAGAGCAAAGCUGAGAUAUGCUCAAUAUUAUUCAGACUUUUCUUGAGUCUUGCAUAAACUGUCACAUUUUAAAGAGUUUCUUCGUUUCUUCACAUCUUCUGCACGAUUUCUCUUAUCAUGUUAUAAGCCCAACACCUUAUUUUUAAAUUCAAAUAACAGUAAGUGGAAAGCCAAAAACCAUGGUAAGAAUGUGACUGACUAAAUGGGAUUUAAGGCAUUAAACGGUUGCAGUCUUUGCAGACUUCCUUUGCUAUGCAAAUGAAGGGAGCAACACAAAAGCUCAGUUCAUUUAAUUGGAUUGGGCAAGAUAACUUCUAAGGGAUUGUUCCCUACAAAUUUAAUUUGAAUGUUAAUUUUCUUUGCAGUGAGCAUUCAAGACUUCUUAUUUUUGUAGGGUUUUAAGGCUUAACCCCUGUUUUUGUCCUUUUUUGCUUACCUUUUUAAAGCAGUUUUGUGGAAUCCCCUAUCCAUCUUUGACUUCCAAAAUAAUGAAGCCUGUAUGUUUGAUUUUCAGCAAUAGUAAGAUUACUCUGGACAAGGCAGAAAUCCAGUAGAUUCAGACUAACGUUACCAACUGAAACUGCUGCAAAUGAGGAAUAUUGCCAAUAUUUAAACACUGGAGAGUCCUUGCAACAUUUCUUUAGUAACAGGGAAGCAGCAGUAGUGUUUGUCCUGCCUGUAUUGCUCCAUUAUUAGCAAAAGCUGGUUAUAAUACAGGACUAACUGAAGUUUUUCCCUUCAGCCAUUGUCUUUGACCCUCCUAGUACUUGCAGCAGCUGUGAUUCUUUUGGCUAACACAAAGAGGCCCUGAGGCUGGGUUCAGAAUCUUUGCUUGAACAUCCAACGACACAUUUGCCAUAUUGAGAAAUCUGUAUGGAACUGGGGUUCUCUGAAUAUGUCCACUGUUCAGUCCACUUCCAUCCACUCUUUUUCUUUUCAAUUGUGAGGGUUGUAAGAUCAGGCACCAGACAUCUUCAGUGGUGUAGAAGAGCCACCAUUGUAGUCAGGCUAUUCUUUUGGUCAGGCAGUGCCAGAGGUAGAUCACAAGAUCUGCUGAGACUACCUAACACCUUUGGGAUGAGUCUACCCAGCUAUUCGUACCUGAAACCUGCGUGGUAGGUGCCAUUUCUUCAGGUUGGGUAAAAUACUUGUUUGGCAGGGAUCGUACAGAAUGAAUCCUAUGGCUUGGCAUUCCAUGUCCUUUUAUGUUCAGCAAGGUUGGGUGAAAGAAGGAUUUUCAAUGGGACUCCUGCGUCGAAAAAACCUUAGAUUUCUAAAGCAGGGGUCUCCAACCUUGGCAACGCUUUGCUGGAUGGAGAAUUCUGGGAGUUGAAGUCCGCCAGGCUUAAAGUUGCCAAGGUUGGAGACCUCUGUUCUAAAGUGAUACUGCUGACAAGUAGGAUAGAGCCCAACGGACAUGGCCGUUUAAGGAGGCAAAACAGGGCAAAAAAGACCAUACCUAACAAGAGAUGCUGGCAUCCGGUUAAAGGUUAGCAGGAAUAUUUGCACUGAACACGCUAGUCAUUGUAUGUCUGUAAAAAAUAAGACUUAAAAAGUUUUCUUUAGAAAACAUGCUACUUAUUCCAUCUUGAUGGUGAAUCAUAAAAAUAUGUAAAGUUCAGUUUUAAUAUAACAUUGUAAUUUUGGGGGUUAUGUUUGUGUAAUUUUUAAAUAUUUUUUUAAUUUAAAUUGGUUUGUAUUUAAGCAGCUGAAUGCAAAUGAAUUAAAGCAGUCAGCUUUGUUUGCACUAAUAAGAGACACCACUAUAUAAUGCUGCUAUUCCUUCAGCUGAAAAAGCCUUUUUGAUAAUGUUAGUUGCGUUCCAGCAUCGUCAUCUAUUUAGGUUAUCUUUUAAAUAAAACACUUUUUGGUGACAAUGUAAAAAUAACCUAAUAAACUGCUGCAAACUAUUCCAAAAGGUGUUUAUAUAUGUACUCACACAUAUAUAAGAAGCAGUGCCAAUAAGCCGUUCACAAAAAAUAAGAGUUUUGCUUUUAUAGGUUUAGUGAAAUCACCUAGAAAACUAAAUGUUGGAAUCGUAUUGGCUGAGUUAGAAUGUGUACUGGCUGUCAUUUUAAGAAUAUAACUCGGCUUUAGGUUCUUCUCUCCGUUGUCCGCAAUUAGAAGUUUUCCAAAAUCUCUAUUCUAACAGUGUGAUCCAAAGGAAACUCUUCGCUUAUAUCUGCCUUUUAAUUUGCACUUUUCAGUAAAACACCUCCACUUGCUUAGCAAAAUUGUGCAUACUGUAAAUGUUUGAGCAUUGAGAUGUGUUUUGACUAUUUUGUAGAACUGAGCUGGAGAUAAUAAAGCUCUGCUGAAAAAAACCCCAGCA